Saccostrea cuccullata (small rock oyster) is the source of this 3605-nucleotide messenger RNA. RefSeq lists its product as uncharacterized. Gene Ontology annotation, molecular function: protein binding. Gene Ontology annotation, biological process: regulation of gene expression. The record is from RefSeq and is a predicted model, not a curated record. Bases 259 to 1848 code for a protein of 529 amino acids. Lineage: Eukaryota; Metazoa; Mollusca; Bivalvia; Ostreida; Ostreidae. The transcript has 8 exons. Gene Ontology annotation, cellular component: nucleus.
AAAAUAUUUUAUGAUAAUUUGUGUCCGGUAAAAAAUACUAAAAUUAAGAAAGCACAUGCAUCUUUGAAUUCCUUUCGUUUAAGUUGGUUUUAACAGUAUAUUUCUCUUUCACCUAUUGCACUUAUUUGGGCAAAUAAGAUGUAUAUUUGAUAAAAUAGCGGGAAACACCAAUCAGUGACCGAAGGUCAAGGUUAUCUUGUUCCUGAAAAUAGCGUGUGAAAUUAUUUAUGGUGUAGUUGAAACAUUUGUUGAUGCCAAAUGGGCACCGGGGAGACGACCUCCUAUCACUUACGGAGGAUAGGACCCUCCGCAACAUGCAUGAGUAUCGGUAACAAUAUGAAAUUAAAAUGUGGAGUCACCAAGUUUGGACGAGCAACAAGCAAUGACUACUAUUUAGACUCUACCAAACUGAAGAACUUCAUUUCUCGAAUCCAUGCUGAAAUCCAUGCAAUUCCAAAUGAAAAUGGAGAUAUGCAGUUUAGGAUUAUUGAUAAGGGCCUUAAUGGCACCUUUAUCAAUGACACAAAGAUGAGUGGACCCUACAUUUUGAAAGAGGGAGACAAAGUCACAUUUGGACACACAAAUGGUUAUAAACUGAAAGCCGGGGAUUAUGCCAAGCAACCAAACUCAGAGUUUCAAUUUAUAUUUGAAAAACUAGUGCAAAAAGAAGAAGAACGAGGGUUUAGGACGGGUGACGAAGCAGCCAUCAAUGGAAACUCGCCAAUGAACGCCUCUAGUAGUGCUAACACCAUCACAAGCAUCAAGAAAUCACCCAGCAAGACUGACCAAAAAUUUGGUCUCUCAAAAGACUCAACAGUGGGCUAUAUGGGGUCCCCAAAUGUUAACAGGAUCUCUGCUUUUGAUCUGAAAUCAUCGCCCUCGAGCAGCGAUGAGAGUGACGAUGACGAUGAUGAUGAUUACAAUUAUAAACCUAAUGUGAGUACUGUCAACAAGAAGUCACGUUCUGUGCUAAGCAGAAUGGACUACAGUGAUGAAAGUAUGGAUUCUAGUCCCUCUCCUAAGCCAGUACGGAAAAACACUGGUUAUCAGGACAAAAAGCAGAGCCCCAGCAAAGUGAGAAAGUCCACUGACAGAUUGUCAGGGGAAAACGGAUUAAUACCCUUCAGUGAUCUAGCCAGGAUGGAUAAAAGUAAAACAAAGACAAGCCGAGUGAAUGUAAAUAUAAACAUCAAUGUGGAGUCUACUGUGAAAAACAAUGGCCGACGAAAUAGCAAUUCCAUGAGAGAGAGGGACACGCCCCCCUCAAGGACACAAGUGGAAAUCCCGAGCAAACAUAGUCGAAAGUUAAUUCAUGAUAAACAAAGGCCCAGAAGCAGCAGCAGCUCAUCUGAUUCCAAUGAUCUACCAUCUCCAGAUGAAGACAGCAGUCAAGAUAAAUAUAACAUCUUCUCUAGUGAAGAAAACACUGACAUGAAAACUCUCAGCAAGAAGAAGACAUCGGUAGAAAAGAAAGUAGCAAAACCAGCCAAAGUUCAGAGAAGCAAUAGUCGAGGAUCUGUCAAAGAAACUGCCAAGAAACGAAAGCAAGCACCCGCUAAAAGUAAACCUGGUAGAAGAGGCCGACCUCCCAAAAAGAAGAAGAAGGACUCUGAUGAUGACGACGAUGAUUUUGACGAUGAGUUUGAAGUAGAGGAGUCUCUAGAGGAAGGCGUUGAGUGGUUUGAGGAAGACAAGUGUGCCUCUGCUGAUUGUAAAAGACCCAAGGGAAAACGAGUAGGCUGGGUAUGUUGUGACGAUUGUGACGAAUGGUAUCACACAGAUUGUGUAGGUUGUCGCUACGACCAUGUCAAGGACACCAACAUCAAUUUCAGCUGCGGCUGUCGAUGAGAAAUUCUACUUCGUUUUUUCAACUAUAGUAUGGACAUCAUGAUUUGUUGUAAACAUCCAUUCUUUGAAACAUCUUUGUAGAAUCAGCAUUAUAAAGUAUAGAAUUUGUGUUAGGAUAUUUCAUUUGACUACCAGGAAGUUGUUUACUUCUCAUUUUUGUUUCACAUUGUUCUUUUUGCAAAAAAAAUGGUCAGUUAAAAUAUUGUUGGCUAAUAUAAUACAUUUAUAAGUGUCUACAAUGUUUGAAAGCUGGAAUUUUUUUUACAACAACUUCUGAUGUGGAAUAUUUUGUCUUUUACAAAUCAUUCACCAGAGCUUAGAGCAUUUGAUUGUUUUGAAUUCUUUCAAUUAUUUUGGCAUUUUUAAUGACUUGUUCCAUGCAUUUCAAAGCCAUAUUAUUUUUUUGAAGGACAGAUUUCAGUCUUGGUCUAGCUUGUAGAAGUAUAUUUGUUUCAAAGGUCAGGACACAACUGUCCGGUUGGUUACUUUUACUCAUUAAGGUUGAUUAUAUGUACAUGUAUUUAUUUAUUAAUGCAGAAAAAUGUAUGUAGUUUUACCAACAUUCUCAAGGAAUUCAUUAUCUUACACUUGCUGUAGAUGUAUUUUUGUCAGUCAUUACCGGGUAUUUAUGCUAUAAUGCAAAUUGGAUUCUAUGAAUCUCUCUCUAUAGCAUAAUGCUAAACAUAUUCCUUCUCAGUACUUAGAAAUUAUCUAAGCAUCUACUUGCACAUUUCACUUAAUCAUGUUUCUACUCAAGUUGAAAGAAAAUACAUACAUGUACUGCUUGCUUUCACAUGAGCUAAGAUCUCUCACUCAAAUGGCUGAAGUGUUUAAGCUGACCUUUGCUUUGUGUAUUUUGAUAGAAGUUUGCCCAUUAUCUAUGAAGUAUGCCCAUUAUCUGUGAAAUCAGCCCAUUACCUGUCUUUCUCACUGUCUUUUGACUUAACCUUGAUACCUUUUGUAACCAAACUAAUGCAUAAGAAUGAAUGGGACUCAUGUUGAAUGGAGAUGCCACUUCUCAUCCAAGGGGAGAUAAUCUCUAGAUCUGAAGGCCAAAAAUGAUAAACUACUAGUAUGUUAUCAUUCAAAUGUAUAUUGUAAUUUGAAUAUUUUCGAGUCCGGGUUCCUGCUGCUUUGUUUAGCCUAGGUAAUAGUCAAGUCUGGGUUCCUGUUAUUAUGUUCAGCAAAGGUAAUGAGUAAGCAGUCUGAAGACAGCAUAUUGGUUCAUGGGUCUCAUAUUCAAAUUAUAGAUUCAUCACUAGAUUUAGUGUAUUCUGUACUUGUUUUGUUUUUUGUUUGCGCGAUUUUGGAAGCUUUUUGAACUCUGACAGCAAUAGUGUAAUGUUUUUUGUGUGAUGAAGAAAUAUUUCUUUGACUGCUUUCCAGCUAGGCUUUCUGAAUUGCAGCAUUUUUGUGUAGUUGUUUUGGGGGGUGGGGGGCUGAGGGAAUUGUGUUCGGUCAAGUGUUUGAACUUUGUUAGCCAGUAACUGUACUUCUGAAGUAAAGCUAAAUUGAAGAAACUAAGUAUCAAUAGGCCAUAGUUGGGUUUUAAGUAAAAUUAGGAUAUAGCCUGGAACAGUCAAGAUAAGUCCUUUAUUUCUUAUUUUGCAAGAGAAUGUAAAAAUUGGCUUUGUUAAUAUUAGCCUGUAUUUAAGCAUUUUUUCCUAGUAGUAUUAUGUUUUACUGUAUAUAUUCAUAUGCAUGAAUGAGCUUCAAAUAUACAAUGCACAUGUAGUCCCUUUUUAAGAAGUUUAUUC